AUGUACGCGAUCUCCGCGCUAAAACUUGCAGGAAGCGGUCAUUGGGAAGUGGAAUCGAGCUCAAGCGCAUCCGAGAUCGAACGUAAACCCGGCGGCUCCGAAAAUCCCACAGGUUUGUCGCGGUCUAUCUGA
Messenger RNA from Anisakis simplex (herring worm), 132 nucleotides. The record is from the annotation of a GenBank genome assembly. Lineage: Eukaryota; Metazoa; Nematoda; Chromadorea; Rhabditida; Anisakidae.